Messenger RNA from Dothidotthia symphoricarpi CBS 119687, 793 nucleotides. RefSeq lists its product as uncharacterized. The transcript has a single exon. The record is from RefSeq and is a predicted model, not a curated record. Bases 158 to 718 code for a protein of 186 amino acids. Lineage: Eukaryota; Fungi; Ascomycota; Dothideomycetes; Pleosporales; Dothidotthiaceae.
AAAGAACUCCUUGUCCUGGAUGCUGCGCGUAUAACUUUUCUGAACAAAAAGCGCAAUCGAGUCAUCUGCAUGGCUUUCCCGGUGCGUAAAGGCCCUCAGAAUUAGAAAAUGGGAGAGAAGAGGGGGGAGACAGAACGCAAUCAAAAGUCUACGCGAUAUGGUCUAUGUCUGCUUCUCUGCCUCUCUCCUGCUUUCUGUUGGAGAUGGGAAUAGAACGACGAUAAGAUCAACACCAUGGAGAGAAAGGGCUAGAGGGAAGACUACAACGAAAAUACUCGUCCCCGCGAAGAAAUGGGCGUGCGCUUGUAAGAACAACUGGUUGUCUAACUAUGUAGUCUUGACCUUUUUCUACGAAAAGCUCCUUCUUGAUUGCGCUUUUAUAUCUAUCUGCACGCUUUCUACAUGGUGGGACUUUACAAAAACGCCUAUGUAUCUUAGGUCUCCGCGAAAACAGGAUGAAGUUAGGUAUAUGUGCUUGGGAUUUUCUCUGUCUGGGAUUAUCAGCUGUUACUUCAUGAUUCUUAUGUCUGUCUGUUUCGGGCAAGCACACGCAAAAACCUUACAAAAAUGCCAGAUAUGUCUGGUCUGGUCUGGCCUGUCUCGAACGCGAUCUUCUACAGCUUUCGAAAAGACGGUGGAUAGCAGGGCAUUUGCCUUUUCUGGAAAUGCACUUGGGCUGUUGAGUUUGGGGUACUUGCCGCGGCGUCUGCAGACGUGAAUGAUGAAGAAUGUGUUAUUUUCUCUGCUAGAAUCACGAUAUCUGCAGGCUUGGGUGGGAUAUCGUGACCAGAGG